Messenger RNA from Rattus norvegicus (Norway rat), 1951 nucleotides. It is a transcript of the gene Rsl1d1, whose product is annotated as ribosomal L1 domain containing 1. Lineage: Eukaryota; Metazoa; Chordata; Mammalia; Rodentia; Muridae. Gene Ontology annotation, cellular component: nucleolus. The record is from RefSeq and is marked validated. Bases 52 to 1413 code for a protein of 453 amino acids. Gene Ontology annotation, molecular function: RNA binding. The transcript has 9 exons.
GGGGCUUCGCGUGCGCAGGCAUUCUGACUCCUGAAUUCCACACGAGGCGGCAUGAAGUGCUUAGCGUCCGAGUCUCCCGAUGCCUCGGCCGCUACGGCGACCACCACCGAGGUGCAAGCGGAACCGACCGCUCUUGAACAGCUGGACAGAGAGCAGAUAAGAAAGGCAGUAGAAGUUCUGUUUGAUAACUCCAAGUCCAGAAAAAAUAAUGAAUUGCUGUUGAAUGGGAGUGAAAAUCUGUUUUUAAUGGUGAUACUAUGGAAAAUUCCAAAGAAAGAACUUAGGAUCAGAGUGUCUUUGCCUCAUAGCAUCCUCUCAGAAUCCUCAGAAGUCUGUCUGUUUACCAAAGAUGAAUGUGAUUCACCUGAACAGACAGAGGGUUUCUAUAAAAAGCUUUUGAAAAAGCAUGGAGUAAACACUAUCUCUCAGAUUAUCCCCUUUAAGACGUUAAAAACAGAAUAUAAAGCCUAUGAAGCCAAGCUCCGCCUCCUGGGUAGCUUUGAUGUCUUUAUUGCUGAUGAACGAAUCCGACGGCAUUUGCCCACACACAUAGGAAGGCAUUUCUAUCAGAGGAAGAAAGUUCCAGUAUCUGUAAACCUUCUGGCAAAGAAUCUGUCCAAAGAGAUUAACCGAACUAUCACAGGGACCGUCUUAAACAUCUCUAAGCGUGGUUCUUGCAGUACUAUCCGUAUUGGUCACACUGGAAUGGAGAUUCAGCACAUCAUUGAAAACAUCCUGACUGUCUCAGAAAUGCUUUCAGAAAAAUUGCCAGAGAAAUGGCAGAGUGUGAAACUCCUAUUCCUGAAAACUGAGAAGUCGGUUUCCCUUCCUAUCUUUUCCUCGUUUGUCACAUCUCAGGACGAAAACAGCGCUUCCUUCCGUGGUCUGAAGAAACAGGAACCAAAGAAAAGAAGGAAGCAUGAAAAACAAAAGUUGAAGAAGGAAAGCAAAAUGUUAAAGAAGAAAUCCAAGAAGGCUACAUCUCUUUUAACUCAAGGUGGCUUAGUUAGCAGUGCUCCAGCAAAGGGCCCGGGAGCCCAGAAGAAAAGGACCAGCAAGGCCAGCACACAGCCGAAAGUUACAGAGGAGUAUGAAGAAACAAUUCCCCAACUGGUACCAAUAGGAGAAACUCCGGAUAAAGAAAAUAUGAAGAUGCAAGAAAAUAUCACAGGGAAGAAGUCUCCAAAAUCGAAGUCUGAUCCAAGAACCCCUCAGGGUAAAAAAAGGAAGGCCUUACCGGCUACAGAGACUCCAGAAGCCUCAGAUCCUGGGAUCUCAGGGAAGAAACAAAAAAAGGAUGUGCGGGAAUUCAGAAAGCCAGGGGCCAAGUCCUUCUCUACUCCCAUGAAAUCUGGAAAGAAAGCUUCCAACACUCCCAGAGACAAAAAAACCCAGGCUGCCCACUCAAACUAGAAUUAGUGCAUUUGGCAUAAAAGACAUCAGAGUUAACAAGAGCUUUUCAAGAAUAUUUAGACAGGGCGUGCUGGCGUUUGUGUGUGUGCCCACGCACGCACGCACGCACGCACGCACGGUGGAAUGCAGAGAUAGGCAGAUGUGUAUGAGUUUGAGGACAACCUAGUUGUCUACAAAGGGGUCACCAAGAUUCAUUCUUUAAAGGGCAGAUUUAAGUCCUGGGCUUGGUGGUAUAACACUUUUGACAGCAAAUGCAAGAUCCUGGCCUUACUACCUAGAGCUGUCAAAGGAAAAAAGAUAAACCCCACACAAGAAAAGGUACUCUGCUGUUUAUUCCAUCACAGCGUUUUUCAACAAGGAGUCCAGGACUUAAAUGGUUUUUGAGAAGUUUCUGUGGGUGCCUCUGAAAUAAAUAUUUUUGUUGUAAAAACCAGGGGUUUCAGGCACAAUCUUUUUAAAUUGUUCAGUGUAUUUCCUGAUGCUUCUGUACAUUUGCUUUUUUUGAAAUUAAACUUACAUCCCUUCUGGGUAGACGCAC